CGCACGUAAAAACAAAAUGAACAUCGAUAGCCGGUUAGAAGAAUUAAUCAUAAAAUUAUAUGAGGUUGAAGGUGUUAAAUUUGGCGAUUUUAAGCUAAAAAGUGGGAUACAGUCUCCGGCAUACUUUGAUUUACGUGUCAUUGUCUCGUAUCCUCAGUUGAUGCGUGAAGUGUCACAAGUGUUAUGGGAAGUAGCAAAAAAUGCUCAGAAAUUUGUGUCAAUUUGUGGAGUGCCUUACACAGCUUUGCCAAUUGCAUCUGUGAUGUCAGUUGAUAAUAAUGUGCCGAUGUUGAUCCGCAGACGCGAAGCAAAGGAUUAUGGGACAAAGAAAAUGAUUGAAGGAAAGUAUGAGAAAGGAGAUGUGUGCCUUGUGGUAGAAGACGUAGUUACCAGUGGUUCCAGCGUUUAUGAAACUGUUGAACUUUUAAAUGAGUAUGGUUUACAAGUUAAGGAUGCGGUUGUUUUGCUGGAGAGAGAGCAAGGUGGAACAGAACGACUCAAGAAAGAUGGAGUUAAUUUACAUAGUGUGAUUACAAUGACCCAGCUGGUGAGGGUCCUCAAAAAGCACGGGAAAAUUGACGAGAAAAUGUUUGAUAGUGUGCUGAAGUUUGUUGCUGAAAAUAGAUUUGAUAAACCCACUAAAGGAAGUGGAGAUAUUCCUGCAAACAAAGCUAAAGCUGCAAUGACAUUCAAAGAAAGAGCAAACUUAUGCUCAAAUUCAGUGAGCAAGAAAUUGCUAGAAAUAAUGGAACAGAAGCAAUCAAACCUUGCCAUCUCUGUGGACCUGACCAAUUGCAAAGAUAUCUUACAGAUGGUUGAACAGGUGGGCAGUAAAGUGUGUAUUGUGAAGACACACGCUGACAUUAUAGACGAUUUUAACGAAGAAUUUGUAGAGAAAAUACGCGAACUUGCCCAAAAACAUAACUUCCUCAUUUUCGAAGAUAGAAAGUUUGCUGAUAUAGGAAAAACUGUUCUACAUCAGUAUAAAGGUGGGGUACAUAAAAUUGCUGACUGGGCAGAUAUUACAAAUGCACAUACUGUACCAGGGGCUGGGGUUGUCAAAGGACUUAAAAAGGCUGCUGGAAAUAGACAAAGGGCAUGUUUGUUGAUAGCCGAAAUGAGCAGCUCAGGUAAUCUAGCAAAGGGAGAUUAUACUAAAGCAACUGUUGAAAUUGCCAAAGAAAAUUCAGAUUUUGUGAUAGGUUUUAUAUGCCAGCAUAAACUCAUUGAUGAUCCAGUUUUCAUACAUAUGACCCCAGGCGUAAAGUUAGGAGAAGGUACUGAUUCCUUAGGACAGCUGUACAUUACUCCAAACGAUGCAAUAUCUGUGAACAAAACUGACGUUAUAAUUGUCGGACGUGGAAUAACAGAAGCGUUGGAUCCCGUUAGUGAAGCUGAGUUGUAUCGUAAGGCCGGAUAUGACGCCUACUUAGAGAGACUGGUGUAGACUUCCUUAAUUUUGUAUUGAAGACAAAGUGAUAUAAUUCGGGAAAAAAGGGAUCAAAACAUGUAUUCAUUGCUCAUUAGUUGAUGUUGUGACUAAUAAUUAU
Molecule: messenger RNA, 1550 nt
Organism: Ruditapes philippinarum (Manila clam)
Lineage: Eukaryota; Metazoa; Mollusca; Bivalvia; Venerida; Veneridae
Exons: 11
Coding region: 17-1447 (476 amino acids)
Biological process (GO): 'de novo' UMP biosynthetic process; 'de novo' pyrimidine nucleobase biosynthetic process
Molecular function (GO): orotate phosphoribosyltransferase activity; orotidine-5'-phosphate decarboxylase activity
Source: RefSeq, a predicted model, not a curated record